GCACCUCGGCCUCUCCCGCUCCUCUGCCCCGUCUGUUUCUCACGGCUCCUCCUCGGCGGCUCCUCCACGGCUCCUCCGCGGCUCCUCCUCGGCUCCUCUGCCCGCAGUCCGCUGCCUCCGCGCCGAACAUGGCCAACAACGCCCCCCCGAAGCGCCAGGACACCAGGAAAUUUUUCGAGAAUCUGUCCGGAGAUGGAAAAUCCAUCGGGGUGCUCACCAGCGGAGGAGAUGCCCAAGGGAUGAACGCGGCGGUCCGGGCUGCCGUCCGUAUGGGGCUGUACGUCGGAGCCAAAAUGUAUUUCAUCCACGAGGGUUACCAGGGGAUGGUGGACGGAGGAGACAACAUCCAAGAGGCGUCGUGGGAAAGUGUCUCCAGCAUGUUACAAGUGGGGGGGACGGUGAUCGGCAGUGCGCGUUGUAAAGAGUUCCGCACUCACGAAGGACGACUCCGCGCGGCGCUGAACCUCGUCCAGAGACAAAUCACAAACCUGUGCGUGAUCGGAGGAGACGGGAGUCUGACCGGAGCCAACCUGUUCAGAGAAGAGUGGAGCGGACUGCUGGGCGAGCUCCGGGACCAAGGUCUGAUCGAUCAGUCGGCCGUGGACAGUAACUCCGUUCUUCACAUCGUGGGGAUGGUGGGUUCCAUAGACAAUGACUUCUGCGGCACCGACAUGACCAUCGGCACCGACUCCGCCCUGCACCGAAUCAUCGAGGUGGUGGACGCCAUCAUGACCACGGCCCAGAGUCACCAGAGAACCUUUGUGCUGGAGGUGAUGGGACGUCACUGCGGGUAUCUGGCCCUGGUCAGUGCUCUGGCCUGUGGGGCAGACUGGGUGUUUAUCCCUGAGAUGCCUCCUGAGGACGGCUGGGAGGACAGUCUGUGCCAGAAACUCUCUGAGAAUCGUGUGGAUAAAAAGCGUCUGAACAUCAUCAUCGUGGCUGAAGGCGCCAUCGACCGCCACAGCAAAAACAUCACCGCCGAAAACAUCAAGGAUCUGGUGGUGAGUCGUCUGGGCUUCGACACCAGAGUGACCAUCCUGGGCCACGUUCAGAGAGGAGGAACCCCGUCUGCCUUCGACCGCAUCCUGGCGAGCCGUAUGGGCGUGGAGGCUGUUCUGGCUCUCCUGGAGGCGUCCUCAGACACACCCGCCUGUGUGGUGUCUCUCGUGGGGAACCAGGCCGUCAGACUCCCCCUCAUGGAGUGUGUGCAGAUGACUCAGAAGGUGCAGAAGGCCAUGGACGAGAAGAAGUUUGAGGAGGCCGUCCAACUCCGGGGAAGGAGUUUUGAGAAUAACCUGACGACCUACAGGCUGCUGUCGUCUCGUAAGGCCGACUCCGAACUCCCAACUAGUAACUUUAACGUGGCGGUGCUGAACGUGGGCGCACCUGCCGCCGGGAUGAACGCGGCGGUGCGCUCGGCCGUCAGGGUCGGGAUCACGGAGGGACACAAGAUGUUUGCAGUGAGCGACGGCUUCGAGGGCCUCUACAAGGGACAGAUUAAAGAGAUCACCUGGGGAGACGUGGGGGGCUGGACCGGUCAGGGAGGCUCUCUGCUCGGGACCAAGAGGACUCUGCCUGGGAAACACCUGCCGGAGAUCGCGGAGCAGAUGAAGCGUCACAACAUCAACGCGCUGCUCGUCAUCGGAGGGUUCGAGGCGUACGUGGGCCUGACGGAGCUCGCCGCCGCCCGGGACGCGCACGAGGAGCUGUGCGUUCCCAUGGUGAUGGUCCCGGCGACCGUAUCCAACAACAUCCCGGGGUCCGACCUGAGCAUCGGCUCCGACACCGCCCUCAACGCCAUCACGCACACGUGUGACCGGAUCAAACAGUCGGCGAGCGGAACCAAGCGCCGCGUCUUCAUCAUCGAGACCAUGGGCGGCUACUGCGGUUACCUGGCAACCGUGGGCGGGCUGGCGGCCGGCGCCGACUCGGUUUAUAUCUACGAAGAACCGUUUGACAUCCGCGACCUGCAGGCGAACGUCGAACAUCUGACGGAGAAGAUGAAGACGAGUAUCCAGAGAGGAAUCGUGCUCAGGAAUGAAAACUGUAAUGGAAACUUCACCACAGAUUUCAUGUAUCAGUUGUACAGCGAAGAGGGAAAAGGCGUUUUCGACUGUCGCAAGAACAUCCUGGGACACAUGCAGCAGGGGGGCGCUCCGUCUCCGUUCGACAGAAACUUCAGCACCAAAAUCGCCGCCAAGGCCAUGCAGUGGAUCACCCGCAGUCUGCACGAGUCCUACAAGGGAGGUCGUGUGUUUGCGAACUCAGAGGACACUGCGUGUUUGUUGGGGAUGCGUCGCAGAGCUCUGGUGUUUCAGCCUCUGUCCCACCUGCAGGAAGAAACAGACUUUGUUCAUCGUAUCCCUAAGGAGCAGUGGUGGCUGAAGCUCCGCCCCCUCAUGAAGAUUUUGGCCAAAUACAAAACGAGUUACGACGUUUCCGACUCGGGUCAACUGGAACAUCUGGCCCGAGUGCGCCCCAAGGACACCCACACGUCUGCCGCCAUCUGAGAGUACCCCAAAAGACCACCCACACGUCUGCCGCCAUCUGAGAGUACCCCAAAAGACCACCCACACGUCUGCCGCCAUCUGAGAGUACCCCA
Boleophthalmus pectinirostris (great blue-spotted mudskipper) is the source of this 2602-nucleotide messenger RNA. Its product is annotated as ATP-dependent 6-phosphofructokinase, platelet type-like. Gene Ontology annotation, molecular function: ATP binding; 6-phosphofructokinase activity; monosaccharide binding. Lineage: Eukaryota; Metazoa; Chordata; Actinopteri; Gobiiformes; Gobiidae. Gene Ontology annotation, biological process: canonical glycolysis; fructose 1,6-bisphosphate metabolic process; fructose 6-phosphate metabolic process. The record is from RefSeq and is a predicted model, not a curated record. Gene Ontology annotation, cellular component: membrane; 6-phosphofructokinase complex; cytoplasm.